CCUACCCCUUCAACGCGCCUUCUUCUUUCACCCAAUUUACGACUCUCUCCCCCCCUUCUGUCCUGAAGCCGACUCACAGAGCAGGUGAGCAGAUAUCCAUGGCUUUUGUGUUUAAACUUCCGGCGAAUCUCCAAGGAGGAAUCUCCCACUACAAUUUUACCGGUACGAGCAAAAGAGCUGUUAAUACUAGCAUUACCAGCAGGCAGAAUUCUUCCAUCCGAAUGUGUUCAUCAUAUUCCCAGAUCCUCAAGCAAUCGCCUCCAUCUACAUCUCAGAAAAGCGCACCUUGCAUAAUGGUAAACGGAUGUACUGGAAAAAUGGGAAGAGCAGUUCUUGAAGCUGCUAUUUCUGCAGGACUUCAGCCCGUUCCUGUGGCUUUUAGUAGCACUGAAGAUUCAGGGAAGAUAUUGGAUGUAGCUGGAAAAAAGAUUACAGUGCAUGCUCCUAUUGACAGAGAGAGCACUCUAGCAUUAAUCUUUGAGGAGCAUCCGGAUUUAAUUGUGGUGGAUUACACAGUUCCUGCAGCAGUGAAUGAUAAUGCGGAGUUGUAUUGCAAUGUUGGAGUUCCUUUUGUGAUGGGAACUACUGGUGGUGAUAGAGAUAGGUUGUAUAAGACAGUGACGGACUCUAAUAACUACGCUGUGAUCUCCCCACAAAUGGGAAAGCAGGUUGUUGCAUUUCUUGCUGCAAUGGAAAUAAUGGCAGAGAAGUUUCCUGAUGCUUUCUCUGGCUAUAAACUACAGGUGAUGGAGUCUCAUCAAGCAAACAAAUUGGAUCUAUCUGGCACUGCCAAGGCUGUCAUCUCCUGUUUUCAGCGAUUAGGGGUCUCCUUUGACUUAAAUCAGGUAUUUAUUAUUUGGUGGCAUCAGAUCUAGUCAUCAUAGCCAAUAAAUUUUAUAGAAUUGAACAACAAUGAAACUUGCCCUGACUUGCCAUUUUCAAGAAGCUAGAAGUAAGCACAUGAUGGGGAAAAGGGACAUAAAAAGUAAUCAGUUUAUCGGAAUUACAUGAACGUUUAAGCUAAAAGCAAAUUAUUCUAACUUGUCUUUUCCCCAUUACUCGUACUACAUUUCAUUGUUUGUCGGGGUUCCUCCCAAAAGAGUCUCUACUCCUUGGGAUAGAGGUGAAGUCUGUAUAUCCUUCCCCUGAGUGGGAUAUAUUGUGUAUGUCUGGUUUGGGAAAAUUUAAUUUGUUGUAUUGAUCAGUUUAUCUAUUUUUACUCGCUAGUUCAUUAUGACUUUUGUGACACAUCAAGAGUUGAAUGAAUUUAGACAUACAUC
Cuscuta campestris is the source of this 1280-nucleotide messenger RNA. The record is from the annotation of a GenBank genome assembly. Lineage: Eukaryota; Viridiplantae; Streptophyta; Magnoliopsida; Solanales; Convolvulaceae.